Messenger RNA from [Candida] anglica, 2469 nucleotides. NCBI's taxonomy places the organism in Eukaryota, Fungi, Ascomycota, Pichiomycetes, Serinales, Debaryomycetaceae. The record is from the annotation of a GenBank genome assembly.
GUUGAUUCCCCACACUAUAUUUCAUUAAGACGGUCACCAUAAACAAAAUUUGGAUAUGGCAAGUGGUGCAGCCCUAUAUGCCACGUCUGAUGGAUUGAAACGCCGGAAUUUCGGUCGCGAAGACUCUGAAAUUGAGGAUAUAAUCUCCAAGACGUCGUCACUCAAUCUCGCGGAUAGAAAGAUGAAGUUUAGUGACAUUUGGGCCACUACAAAUGAAAAUCCUGAAAGUUCCUCGAGUGACCACAUAGCUGCUGGUCAAGGAAAUUCGAGAUAUGGCUUAUUCAAUUGGAGCUCAAUCAUUAUUUUGACCGCUAUUUCUGCAUUUGUACGACUCUAUCAAAUUUCCAAAACGAACUACGUCGUUUGGGAUGAAGCACAUUUUGGUAAGUUUGGGUCUCAUUACAUUCAACACGAGUACUAUUUUGACGUACACCCACCCUUGGGGAAGCUUCUUGUUGGUCUUUCUGGGUAUUUGGCUGGUUAUGAUGGGAGCUUUGCCUUUGAAAGUGGUCAUCAUUUCCCAGAAACUCUUAAUUUCCAAUUCAUGAGAACAUUCAACGCGUUUUUUGGUAUUUUAUGUACCCCAAUCGCUUAUCAAACUGCAGUUCUUUCAGGCUUCCUGAAACCAACAGUGUGGUUGAUAACCCUCCUGGUGGUAUUUGAAAUGAUUUCACUCACAUUGGCCAAAUUUAUUCUCUUGGAUUCCAUGUUAUUAUUCUUCACAGUAACUACAUUCUAUUGCUUAGUGAAAUUGCAUAAACUUAGACUUGAGCUGCAACUGCUUUCGAAACGUGGUCUUUUAUGGCUAGCCAUCACUGGGGUUUCCAUUGGAUGUGUUUGUUCUGUGAAAUGGGUGGGUCUUUUCAUUACUUGUGUGGUUGGAUUAUACACCAUCUUUGACUUGUAUAUCAAAUAUUGUGAAUUUGAAACUAACCAAACUUCUUUCUCCACUUAUUUCAAACAUUGGAUAGCAAGAAUCUUUACUCUUAUUCUUAUCCCUUUCACAAUUUAUUUGGCAUGUUUUAAAAUCCAUUUCAUGGUUUUGAAUAAAUCUGGUUCAGGUGAUGGAUCUGUAUCGUCAUUACUCCAAGCUUCUUUUGAGAAUAAUUCUAUCGAAGGAGGUCCAAGAACAGUAAGAUAUGGAUCAAUGGUUACUAUGAGAUCACAUGGGUUAUCCCCAAAUUUACUUCAUUCUCAUCCAAGUAGAUACCCUGAAGGUUCCUUGCAACAACAAGUUACCACCUAUGGAUACAAGGAUAAUAACAAUGAAUUUCUUAUUGAAUUUGAUUUGGAAUCCGGUAAUAACGGUGAAUUUGCCACGUAUGAGCCAUUGGAAGGUGAAAACAUUACCACUAGACCACUUUUAGAUGGAGAUAUUGUGCGGUUUGUACAUAAGGAUACCGGAUGUCUACUUCAUUCCCACGCUAUUCCAGCCGCAAUUUCCAAAUCCCAAAAUGAAGUUUCAUGUUAUUCAAGUCUUGAAGCUAGUGAUCCUAAAGAUGAAUGGAUUUUGGAAAUUCAAGUGCAAGAAGAAUCUCCAGAUAGUUUUUUCGCAAAUGAAUCAAAAGAUGAAGUGCAUCCAAUCUCAACUAAUUUCAGAUUAAAGCAUCGUGUCUUGGGUUGUUACUUGGCCACCUCAGGAUAUUCAUACCCUGCAUGGGGGUUUGGUCAAGGUGAAGUAAUUUGCAAACAUUCAUUUGUAGGUGCAGACAAGACAACUUGGUGGAAUGUUGAAGACCAUGUGAACCCAUCAUUGGAACUUCCAGAAAAAGCUUAUAUGGCACCAAAACCAAAGUUCUGGAAAGAAUUUAUAAUGCUUAACUAUGCGAUGAUGUCCUCUAAUAAUGCAUUACUUCCUGAUCCAGAUAGAUUUGAUAAACUUUCAUCGGAAUGGUGGCAAUGGCCAAUCCUUCAAAUCGGUUUAAGAAUGUGUAGUUGGACUUCAACUGAUGUGAAGUACUUCCUUAUGGGGAAUCCAGUAGUCACUUGGGGCUCCACAGCACUUAUUGGAUGCUUUGUGAUAUAUACGAUAGUGUUACUCUGGCUUUGGCAACGUCAAAGAAUUGUCUACCAUGGAGGAAUUCUCGAUUCAGUUUUCAAUCAAUACCUCAUCCAAGGUUUGGCUCCCUUUGUGGCAUGGUUAUUCAAUUAUUAUCCAUUUAUUGCUAUGGGCCGUGUGACUUAUUUACAUCAUUAUGCACCUGCGCUUUACUUUGGAAUAUUUGUACUGGGAUUUGUUAUUGAACAAGCAUUGAAAAAAUUGCCUAAACUCAUACGAUUGAUAUCGUACGCUGUAUUAUACGCGGGCAUUAUAGGAAUGUUUUAUUACUUAAAAGAUUUUAGUUUUGGAAUGGAGGGCCCUUCCAUUAAUUUCCAACACUUAAAAUUAUUAGAAACUUGGAUGGUUUGAGUUUAAAAUACUUGUCUAUACAUAUAUAAACCAAUAAAAUUGUGACAUAGUUAACUUUA